UGUAACCUUUAUUCCAUCACGGAUCAAACUACUGGUGCAAAUAUAUGAUGAUUGAGUUCAUUAUACUUCAACUCCAACAUUCUAGCUAACCACUCUUUCUUUCUUUCUUUGGUUUCACUAUGGUCACUGCAACUUCUCCUAAGUUUCCAAAGGAAGUUCCGGCAGAUGAUCAAUGGAAAGAUGGACCUCCUCGCGAAGCGAAAUGGUGGUACUCAACUUUCCAUACUGUCACAGCCAUGGUUGGUGCUGGAGUUCUUAGCUUGCCUUAUGCCAUGGCCUACUUAGGAUGGGGACCAGGGGCCAUGUUUAUAGUAUUAUCAUGGUGCAUCACCUUGUAUACAAUGUGGCAGAUGAUCCAGCUGCAUGAAUGUGUCCCCGGGGUCCGAUUUGAUCGAUAUUACAGUCUCAGCCAGUAUGCAUUUGGGCCAAAGCUAGGGCCAUGGAUUGUGCUUCCUCAGCAACUUAUAGUUCAGGUGGGAUGUAACAUAGUGUACAUGGUCACUGGUGGCAAGUGCCUCAAGAAAUUCUUCGAAAUCACCUGCACGGAUUGCACAAGGCUCAGACAGUCCUACUGGAUUUGCAUCUUUGGAUCCAUCCAUUUUGUUCUCUCACAGCUUCCUGAUUUUAACUCUGUUGCUGCUGUUUCACUGGCAGCCGCCAUCAUGUCUCUCAGCUAUUCGACUAUAGCAUGGGUAGGAAGCAUAGCUCAUGGCCGUGUCGAAAACGUGAGCUACGCAUACAAAAGCACCAGUGGAGCUGAUUCGGUUUUCAGGGUCUUCAACGCAUUAGGCCAGAUCGCAUUUGCCUUUGCAGGCCAUGCCGUGACACUGGAGAUUCAGGCCACAAUUCCAUCUACUCCAGAGAAGCCCUCAAGAAUUCCUAUGUUUAAAGGCGCGCUUGCUGCCUAUUUUGUAAAUGCAAUUUGUUAUGCCCCGGUUGCUUUUAUUGGAUACUGGGCAUUCGGCCAAGAUGUCGAAGACAAUGUCAUCGUUGGACUUCAUAAGCCGGCCUGGCUCAUUGCUGCUGCUAACUUGAUGGUGGUCAUCCAUGUCAUUGGAAGCUACCAAGUUUUCGCGAUGCCAGUGUUCGACUUGGCAGAGAGAGGCAUGACCAAGAAGUUCAAUGUUCCGCCAGGAAUCUUACUCAGACUCGUCGUUCGUUCUGCUUAUGUUGCCAUGACUUUGUUCAUUGGUGUCACUUUCCCAUUCUUUGGGGAUCUUCUUGGGUUUUUCGGGGGAUUUGGCUUUGCUCCCACAUCUUACUUCCUUCCAUGCAUUAUAUGGCUGACAAUCAAGAAACCUAAGAGAUUCAGUGCAUCCUGGCUCAUCAAUUGGGCAUGCAUAAUCAUAGGAGUGUUCGUGAUGAUUGCAUCGACGAUUGGCGGCCUAAGGAACAUCAUUGCAGACUCAUCCACCUACGAGUUCUACUCAUGAUUCAGUGAUUAUCUUGAUGCAUUCAUGUGUACUAGUAACAAGUCUACAUGUUACAUCAACUAAGGAACAUUAUUAUUAUGAUUUAACACCAUAGUAAGUGAGUGUGGAGGACAUAAUGUUCUUCUACAUAAGACUAGUCAGUUGCUUCACUUUAUUCUCACCACACUAUCACUUUCAGAAAGUAGGUGUUUUGUUGUAAAGCUUUCGCUUUGAUUUCACUUCAAGUGUUAGUUGUGUUGUGUUGUGCAUCAGGCUGAGGAACUGAGGAUGUUUUUUCUGGUUUACGCAAGCCAUGAUGCAACCGUGAUGAUAAUUAUGUAAACGAUUUGAAUUUAGUUUGCUCGAUUAUUUUUGGGAUACCUAGCAUUUUAUUUUGUCAA
Molecule: messenger RNA, 1813 nt
Organism: Daucus carota subsp. sativus
Lineage: Eukaryota; Viridiplantae; Streptophyta; Magnoliopsida; Apiales; Apiaceae
Product: lysine histidine transporter-like 6
Exons: 8
Coding region: 120-1433 (437 amino acids)
Biological process (GO): amino acid transmembrane transport
Cellular component (GO): membrane
Molecular function (GO): amino acid transmembrane transporter activity
Source: RefSeq, a predicted model, not a curated record